Molecule: messenger RNA, 1337 nt
Organism: Limanda limanda (common dab)
Lineage: Eukaryota; Metazoa; Chordata; Actinopteri; Pleuronectiformes; Pleuronectidae
Gene: psmf1
Product: proteasome inhibitor subunit 1
Exons: 7
Coding region: 65-880 (271 amino acids)
Biological process (GO): proteasome-mediated ubiquitin-dependent protein catabolic process
Molecular function (GO): endopeptidase inhibitor activity; proteasome binding
Source: RefSeq, a predicted model, not a curated record
CCUGCCGCUGACACUACUGAGCUAGCUAGCCCUCACUGCGUUAGAGCCCGGGUUCGGAGGGAUCAUGGCGGGUCUGGAGGUGUUGUUCACCUGUGUCUCCGGCGGCAUCAGCUGCCCUCAGGACGCGGCGGUGUGCUUCGUCCACUGGGAGAUGAUCCGGAGCGGCCUGCGCUGCGUGGGCUCCGGGGACGUGCCCCUCAGCACUGAUAAGAAGUCCGAGCUGCUUCCUGUCGGCUGGAGCAGCAACAAGGAGUUGUACAGUCUGAGAUAUCAAGGCAGCGACAGCGACACACAACUGUUGCUCAAAGCCAUCACUGUCGACUCCAGCUUGAUCUUCAACCUGAUGAACUCCAGCACGCAGAGUGUGUCCGACCUCACGGUGAACGUCAGCGAUCACGUGGAUGCUGACCAGCUGCACACGUUUGACAGUGUCUACAAAGACUUAGACAGUCUGUCAGAGAAGCUGAGGACUCAGCUGCUGCCAGCUCAGGACAGAGCGACGGGACAGAGGACAGAGAGGAGGAGCCGGAGGGAGGAAGAGGAGGACAGAAGAAGAAGGAGCGAACCCCUCCACAUGCCAAGCAGGCGACCGCCCCCGGCACCACAGCCGCACUGGCCUGACCCCAUGGGUCCUCCCUUCGGUGUUGGAGGAGGAGCCGAUCUGGAUCCUUUUGGGACUCAUGGCCGUGGCGGGAUGAUAUUCGACCCGUUGAGGUCGGGGUAUCCUCGCUCUGGUUUUGACCCGAUACCGGACAUCCUGCCUCCCGGGUUCCAUCCCCCAAGAGCUCGCUACCUCCCGGUUGGACCACUCGGACGAGGCAUAUCAGGGCCGGACCCGGACCACUUGCCUCCUCCUGGUUAUGACGACAUGUUCAUGUAGCAGCAGCUUCCUGCUCCUCUUCUCUCCUCCGGGGUUUGAGAAGAAACCUUUUCCUUCUUGUUUUGGGAUGCGUUCAUUUCAUAGAACUAAUGUGUUUAGAGCUCGCGUGGAAGAACGCCGAAGAUCCGUGUUCAAUAAUAACACAAGCGAUCAUAAUUGUUUUUUUGUCUUGAGACAUAUUUUGAAACAGAGAAAACAUGUUAAUUAUCAGAGCGGGAAGGAAGUGAUUCCUCACCUACUCAGUCCUUCAGAGUAAAACCUCCUCAGCGUCUAACGUUAGAUCCUCAUCACAAUAAACCACAUCUCAUAUUUGUAAUUUAUCCAUGAGGACGUUUUCUCGAGCUUGUGUUUUGCAAACUUGUUAGAAAAGAUUGAAACUUGUUUUUUUCAGUUUGGAUUGUUGUUCAUUUAAAAACAAGGAUGAUGAGAGAUGUCAAAAUAAAAAUCUCAGACUUUA